Messenger RNA from Caenorhabditis angaria, 2059 nucleotides. Lineage: Eukaryota; Metazoa; Nematoda; Chromadorea; Rhabditida; Rhabditidae. The record is from the annotation of a GenBank genome assembly.
AUGAAAUGGGUUGAUCCAAAUUAUACGGAUGCAAAUCAUUUUGAUAAGGAAAAGCACAAACAAUUCAAAUCACAGUUUUUUGCUAUUAAUAUAACGGUUUGUGCUCAUUUUUACAUUUUAUUUAUUGAUCUAACUUAUUUUUGUAUAGCAAAAGAGAAAAACGCCAUUCGCAUGUUUUAUGAACAAGAAGUUUGACGGUUUUACAUCGACAGAUGACUUCAGAAAAAUUGUUAAAGAUAAUAUUCUGGCGAAAAAUGAUAAAUUUGAUUUACUCGGCUUCAUUCCUUCAGAUGAUAAAAUUGAGAUUUGGAAAGCGCGUUUCAUUUUGAUCGUAGUUUGGUUGUCCAAUGUUCUUCAUGAUGAAAAAGAGGUUUGAUUUUUUUUCAAUUCAAACACAAAUUUUUACUUUUUAGCUUUUUCUGAAUGUCAUCAAAGCAUUGACAAUAAAUUGUGGAUUUUUGAAUUUUGAAAAGGAAGCAGAUAUCAAAAAAUGGGUUGAUGGUGGAUUGAAAAUGUCGGAAGAAUAUGUUAAUUUUGAUAAACUUCGAGAUUUUGAAAAGAUGAAAGAGAAGACUAAAAAGAAAGAAGGUGAAAUUUCUGAAAAUGUAUUAUUAUAAUUUUUUAAUUUUUAGAAAUUCUCAAGAAUGCUUUGAAAGUUCCAAAAUCAUCGGCUCCGAAAUUACUUCAACAAGCUUUGAAGAAAGAUGAAACACCAAAAGAUUGUCAAUUUCCGAAUUUCAAACGGGGAUUUUUGAAUAAUACUUCAACAGAAGAUGAGCCAAAAAUCGAACCAGUUAAAGUAACAACAAAAGUUGUCAGGAAAACUGCUUCAGAUGUUGUUGAUAAACUUAUCACAUAUAUUAUGUAGGUUUUUUCAGCAAACCAGAAAAAAAGUAUGAACUCAUCAACUUCUUUUCAGUAAUCAAUCUGGUUUCGAAGAAUAUACACCUUUGGAAGAUUUAGAUGAAGGAAUUCGAAAACAUAUGGUUGAUUAUUUGGAUGAAAUUGAAGCUGAUAUUUAUUGGAGGGUAAUUUUGAAUUCAUCAUUUUCUAACAUUUAAAUUUUUAUUUUUAGAUGAUGAAUAACGAAACUUUUUCGAAAUUAUUGAUGCAUAAAUUGGAGAAAUAUUUUGACUUGAAAAUUGAGAAAGGACAAAAACUUGUGAGAAAAAAGCGAGAUGCGCCUGUCAAAAAACCAGAAAAUGCUCCGAAAAUUGUUGAAACCAAAGAAACUAUUGAUGCUAUAGAAGAAAAUAAGAAAUUGAAAUUGUGAGUUUUUUUUCAAUUUUUAAAAUUCGUGGCUAUUUCCAGAAAGAUAGAUGAAAUGACAACAAAGUUGGAGGAAUCUCAAAGAAGAGAGCAGGUUUUGGAAGGAAUUCAAAUCAAGUUGAGAGCUGAACUUGAAGAGUGAGUUUAGCUGGAUUUUUUGUAGAAAUUUUGGAUUUUAAAAUUUCAGGGUUGGUAUAAAUAUUAAUGAGCGAGAAGAAGCUGCAAAGGAAUUGGAGAAAAAUUCAAAAUUGUAAGUUUGAUUUUCUUGAUCCACAAUCUCCACAUAUUUUAUUUUAUCUACAUAGGUUGCUGAAUAAAAUAAAGCAAGAUUAUCGAGAGGAAAUUCGAAAAUAUAAAGAAGAAGCUCAAACUCGUGAAAAUCGUAUUCAACAAUUACAAGACGAGCAAAAAGAAAAUCGAGAAUUUUUGAGAAAAGAACGGGAAAAAUUAUAUGCUGAAGCUGAAAAAAACUCGAGAUUGUGAGUAAAGUUUUUAAUAAUUUUUAUUUUUAAAAAUUUAAUUUUUCAGGGCAAACGAAAGUGUGAGAAAAAUGAAAACUGAAUUGGAGAAUGCGAAAUUUCAUGAGAAUAAUCAUUUGAGCAAAAUAUCGGAAUUAUUGAAAGAAAAUAGUCAAUUGAAAACGCACAUUGAAAUUUUGGAAGAAAAAUUGGAUUCGGAUAAAAAGUAAGUAAUUGUAGUAUUCUUAUUUAUGAAAAUCUUGUUUUUUUACAGUUCCGAAGAAAUCAGUCAAGAUAUUCAAAAGUUAGAUGUUUCAAGUUCUGAUUGUUAA